CUCGCACUCCCACACACCGAAAUCGCACAACGCGUACGAUACAUAUUUCGAAUACCACAAAGUCUAUCCAGGAGAUAUACCUGCCGAACAAUCGCGUUUGGCGCACCCUUUGGAGCUCCACCUCAGUUUCGCAGCCAGCACCUUUAAAUACGCUUUGGUCCCUGAGAUCAUAGCGAGGGGCAGGCAUUCGUCGAAACUCCGGUAGACUACCACCAACAUUUGGCACAUGAGCGGCUAUCUCUGGAAAUACUAUCUCGAAGAUGACGUCGACAAUUUCCGGAAUGUCGUCGCGUCCUCUACACAGUCGUCUCGCGCAGGCGCACAGAAGAGCCACGUUGGCUGGCAGAGUGGACCAACCGGCGCUGCGGUGAACAGCAGCCCAGGCAGUUACAAUGCUUCACCAAUGCUAGGCGCCAAAGGCCGCAGGACCGCCAUAGGCGCAGGCGUGACGCUGAGCCGCUCAGACAUCAACAGCCGCGACUCGGCAGGCCUCACGCUGUUACACCACGCAGCAUCCUCAACAUCUGAAAAUGCUGUUGAGUUUGCGCAGAUUUUGCUGGAGCACCAGUGGACGGACUUGUACACACAGGACGCAGAGAACGGAUGGACGCCCUUGCACCGAGCCUUCUAUUUCGGCAACAUCGCUAUCGCCCGUCUAAUUUUGAACCGCGACGCCCAGGACGUACUUGGUCAAGGCCAUGGCUUCAACCAGCAUGCGCGCGGCUUGGUCAAGAUCAAGGACAAAGAAGGUUAUGGUCCACUCGAUCUGUUCUCCAUGACGAUCAAAGACCGAACACUACGGCCAGAAGAAGCCCCCAUGUUCGACUCAGAUUCCGACGACGAGAUGGCCCAUGGCGAUAGCGGGAAUAUGGACGAUGAGCUGCAUCAACGUCUAAUAAUUCCCUCGACUCUCCUUGGCGGCGACGAGGUCUAUACCUUCGGCAGCAACAAGAACGUGACUCUUGGUUUCGGCGAUCAGGACGAUCGAGCAUUUCCGGAGCGCGUGGUCCUGCGAAGACCAGAUCACCUUCUUCGGCGAUUCUACAAGGAGGACCGAGAAAGACACAACCAGUUCUGGGCUGCAAUGGGAGUGCCUGUACAAGAUGCCGGGACACAAAUACCGAGAGGGACUGUUGAUCUUCCGACGCACAUCCGGAACACCCCAAUCGUGAUACAGGAUGUACAAAUGUCUAAGUUGCACACCGCUGUACUGACGACUGAUCCUGUCUCGAAUCUGUACAUGUGUGGACAUGGCACUGGAGGACGUUUAGGAAUCGGCAGUGAGACAACGAGUUACCAGUUCACCUGCGUAGAAGGUGGCGGUUUAAGCCAAAGGAAGAUCGCUGCAGUAGCCUUGGGGCAGAACCACACCCUUGCCGUUACGGACGAGGGUGAGAUCUUUUCAUGGGGCAACAAUGCCUUCGGUCAGUUAGGGUACAGCUUACCGAAGCCGUCUCUUAAGGACGAUGACCCGAUCUCGACACUACCCCUUCAGAUCUUCGGUCCCUUGAAGCGCGAGGCCAUUAUCGGCAUUGCAGCUUCGCGAAUCCACUCUGUUGUCCACAGCGCAACUUCCUUGUACACCUUCGGCAAGAACGAAGGUCAGCUGGGUAUUGUCGAUUCGGACGCGCGAUCAUUGGACAUGCAGGUAACUCCUCGCAAAAUUGCCGCAUCUCUGUUUUCAUCGCCCAUCGCUGCAGUAUCAGCAAUUGAUGGCGCCUCGAUAUGCAUGCUUGAGAAUCGAGAAGUCUGGGUCUUCGCCAAUUACGGCUACUCUAAGCUCAACUUUGCGCUCGAUGGUUUUACGAGCAACUUCCUCAAGGAAAGCUGGCUUACAACCAAGUACGACACCGCGCCGAACAGGAUCCAGAAGAUAACAUCAGGCGGCGACACGAUAUGUGCUUUGUCGACGUCUGGUGAAGUAUUUACUGUGGCUGUCAGUCGUCGGUCAGAUGGUGUGCAGGACACAAGCACAUCGACCACGAACCCCAAACAGAUUCGCAAAGCCCUGUCAGCACCAUAUCGCAUCUGGUCUUCCAAAAAGAGUCACAUGGCUGCCAGGGAUGUAGAUGUGGAUCAAGAUGGUUCCAUUAUCCUGACUACGGAGGCCGGUACUGUGUGGAGACGUACUAGGAGAGCGACCAUCAAGAGCGCGAACACCACGGCUGCUGCUGAUCUGAAACCUAAGGACUACAAGUUUCAGCGCGUGUCAGGCUUGACUCGCGUUGUCGCUGUCCGUGCAUCUGCAUAUGGUGCUUACGCUGCAGUGCGAAAGGACUGCGACGUCACACGCAAUCAGAUUGGUGUUGAUGAGCCUGGUCUUUGGGAAGAUCUGGCACCAUUGCUGUCCUUCUACGACUUGACAAACUACGAAGAGUCAUCUGACGACGAAGAGCCGGUACCCAGAUACUGGAACCGUCCUGGGCAAUCGCAAGCCCUCCACAAGCGUGUGCUAAAGUCGAAAGAUCUCGAGAAGGAGGUUGCAGAGGUCUUGGAACAAACCUCGAUGACCUCCGAGAACACAUACGAUAUGGUCAUUGGAAGCACGCUCUCGGAUGUUCGCCUUCCUGUACACGAAUUCGUCAUGUCUGGUCGUUCUCGUGUCUUCAGAGAUGCCAUGCUAGACUUCCGUCUGAAGGACUCUGAGCACGUUAUCCCUGAGCUGCUGACAAUCAGCAAAGAUGGCGACUCCACCCUUGUGAUGUUCCAGGGCCUGGACUUCUUGACUAUCUUUGACCUGGCGCUAUACGCAUACACUGAUUCAAUUGUCGACUUCUGGAACGUUACCCGACAUGCGCCCGCACUCGCCUUCCGCUACCGUUCUGUCCGAACAGAGCUUAUGAAGAUAGCAUCUCGAUUGGAACUGCGACAGCUCGAGCCCGCUGUACGACAGAUGGUCAACCCUCGACGCUCUUUGCACGUGGAUCUGGAGCUUGCCAUCAAGGAACCGUCUUUUUUCGAAAGUGGAGACGUCGUUGUCGACCUUGCUGACGGCGAGAUACUACUUCACUCUGACAUCGUCUGCCAGCGAUGCCCCUUCUUUGAGGGUUUGUUUAGGGGUCGUGCUGGAGGGCAAUGGCUGUCAGGAAGAAGAGAGGGCUCAGCACCGGUCCACAUCGAUCUGACGAAUGUUGAGACACACCUCUUUGAGCUCGUUGUUCGUCACCUUUACACCGACGCUGGCGAGGAGAUUUUCGACGACGUUACAAGCGAAGACCUCAAUGAUUUACUUGCACUAGACGAGCUUUUGGAUCACGUCAUGGAUGUUAUGUCCGUUGCAAACGAGCUGAUGCUCGACCGCCUGUCGCAGAUCUGUCAAAGACUGAUCGGUCGUUAUGUAAAUGCUCGUAACGUGUGCUCGCUGCUCACUGCUGUCGCACCCAGCUCUGUUGCGGAGUUCAAGGAUGCAGCUCUGGAGUAUGUCUGCCUCAGCUUGGAGGCAGUCAUGCAGAACGGGUCUUUGGACGAGCUCGACGACGAUCUGCUGAACGAACUGAACCAGGUCGCACGCGAGAAUCAGCUAGCGUAUCUUCCCUUCGCAAGAAGUGGAAGGGCUGAAGCUCUCCUCUUUGAGCAGUACCCCGAGCUUGCGGAAAGAAUCGAGCGAGGCAAGCGUGCCAAGAUCGACGCCAUCGUACUUUCCAAUAAGUAUGCCAGUGCUGAUACACCAUCAGCCUCUUUCAGAGCGCAAAGUCUGGAAGAAGUGUCGGCUUCGCCACUACGCCAACGCAACCGAAGACGGGCUUCCAACCAUGCAAAGAUCGAGGCCAAGAGUCCGGCCCUGACCCCACAGCUGAAGGGCAAAAGCUCCGCCGCUGACCUCAUGUUCGAGAUGUCCGAUGGCGAAGACGAGCAAGAUGGGUCAAUGGAAAAGAUCAAACCUCCACGUUUCACCGAAGGACCAGAUAAGCCCACUGACCAGCUGGUCGGCACACCCGAGUCACCAUGGCCUGCUGCGAUCAAGCAACGGCAAUCAACUCUUCAAGGCAACAUCGAAGAUGGCUUCAUAUCACCUAGCUCGUUGCCGCCAAGCGCGCUCUCAGGAGCGAGGACGCCGAGUCAGCCAUGGGGUGCAGCCCCUUUGGCCAGCGCAAAGCUCGAUCUCAAGGACAUCAUGGCGCAAACCUCGAGUGACCAGCCUUCUGGUUUGGCGCUCGGUUUAGCUCGAGAGGAACACGAACGUGCUCGUGCUGCUCAGCCUAAGAUGUCACAAAAGGAACGCAAGCGACUGCAGCAAGCCCAACAGCAAGGCAUCAAGAUUGAAGCUGCGCAGCCGGCACCGCCAGCCGUAUCCCCAUGGCAGGCUGCAUCAUACAGGAAGCCAAGUGCCAAUCAGAUCUUGGCUCCUUCUGCAGCCACAUCUCCCCUGCAACAACCUUCACCACAACCGUCGUCACAGCCAUCUCGAGUUCAAAGCACACCGCAACUCACCAUGCGCCAGACCAUCGCCAGAGGCAAAGACAAGGGGAAAGGUAAAGACAAAGAGCACAACACCCAAGACGCAUCGUCACCCUCACGACCCGCUGCCUCUGAACGCGGUAUGUCUGUCUCGAACACACCAAUCCCGGUACCUAUGUCCGUUCGGCACAUCCCUCUCCCGUCCCACUCACCCACCUCACCAAGCCAACAUCUCAGCAUGAUGGAGAUCCUCUCCCUUCAGGAGGCUGAGAAGACAUCGAUACGCGACGCAGCUGCAAAGCGCAGCCUUGAAGAGAUUCAGCAAGAGCAGGAGUUCCAGCAGUGGUGGGAGGCGGAGAGUAAGCGUGCGAUACAGGAAGAAGAGCAGGCAAAGAGGGCUGCUGAGCGCGCUGCCAAGGCUGCCGGUAGGGAACGAGGGAAAGGCCAUGGUGGUAGAGGUGCAAAUGCUAGCGCGGAUGGCAAAGCGUCUAAAGGCAGAGAAAACAAGAAGGAGAAGAAAGUAGGCAAUGCAGUGGAUGGACAGCGCAAGGAGAGGUCAACACCAAAACCUCGUGUACCGAGGGCGCAGGCUGUUGACGCACAAAGAGCUGGGGCGCAAGCACCGAAUCCUCAGGCACCUGCAUUCGUGCCACCGUCGGGGCCGAAGGUAGACAGUGCUACCAACGGUGGCCGCGGAAGAGGUCGCGGCGGGCAUCGAGGUGGACGAGGUGGUACUGCAAGAGGCGCGAGACCACCGGGUCCGCCUCGUGAUGUGCAGAGUGCGCCUGCUGCGCCUGCACCGCAAGCAUUGUAGUUGUAUGAGUUGUAUAUGCUCUUGCACUAUAGCGUAACGUUAUGCGCAUACCAUUGAUACCCAAUGAUACUCUCUUGUGAACAUCGUGGAGUCUUCCCGUUUAUUGGAUGUUUCGGUAAACGACUGAGGCCAAUCCUUGCGUCACACCAAUGGCACUGAAGUAUACACAUCGCGACCGCGACAAGUUAAGCCAUCCGGGAACGUGGUGACGGAUGAUGAUGGGUUUACUGUUUAUCAACAUCGCGAGGCGAAUACUCCAAAUUGUAAAUUGGGCCGCGAUAGUUGUUCAACAAACAAAUCUGAGCACCAUAUACGUUACCAUCUAUAGGGCACCUGGCGUUUGAAUCCUAUCCUCUUUGGAUGAACGUUGUUGUUCAUGGCAUAUAAAAGAUUAACACAAGCUAUCG
Messenger RNA from Macroventuria anomochaeta, 5619 nucleotides. RefSeq names its product BTB domain and ankyrin repeat-containing protein. Bases 227 to 5212 code for a protein of 1661 amino acids. Lineage: Eukaryota; Fungi; Ascomycota; Dothideomycetes; Pleosporales; Didymellaceae. Gene Ontology annotation, molecular function: protein binding. The record is from RefSeq and is a predicted model, not a curated record. The transcript is spliced from 3 exons.